This is a messenger RNA of Rhinolophus ferrumequinum (greater horseshoe bat), 5197 nucleotides long. RefSeq names its product pyruvate dehydrogenase phosphatase catalytic subunit 2 (gene PDP2). The transcript has 2 exons. Lineage: Eukaryota; Metazoa; Chordata; Mammalia; Chiroptera; Rhinolophidae. Gene Ontology annotation, biological process: protein dephosphorylation. The record is from RefSeq and is a predicted model, not a curated record. Gene Ontology annotation, molecular function: protein serine/threonine phosphatase activity; cation binding. The coding region runs from base 296 to 1894 and encodes 532 amino acids.
UCCUCCUGGAAUCGGAUCUGCAAUAGUGGUAUUCAGAAGAGAGGUGGGGUGGUGGCAGUUGCGCGGCACAGACGGGACGGACCCCCUGCUCAGAGGGUGCAAGCUGGUGAGAGCAGUGCGAGGGUCCGAGGUAGAGAAGGGUACGGGCGCGGGUUGUGGACAUUCUAAUCCCGCCGGGCCUCUCCGGGGCCUGGGCCUCCCCCUCCCGCGGCAUCGGCUCAGGUGAUCCGGUGGAGAGCGAAGGCUUAAAAAAAAAACCUUUUGCUGAAGGACCAUUUACUGGUAUAGUUUCAAAAUGUCAAGUACUGUGUCCUACUGGAUCUUAAAUUCUGCAAGGAACAGCGUUGCCACAUUACAAGGGGGGAGGCGUUUAUAUUUAAGGUGCACCUCAAGUAGGAAUAAAUCGAAAUGGAGGCUCUUAUCCUGGGCACCAACCACCCUAAAAAACAAUACCUCAUGCGCUGGCUUUGCUCUGCCAAAAGCCUACAGACACACAUCGACCGAGGAAGACGAUUUCCACUUGCAACUCAGCCCUGAGCAGGUAAAUGAAGUGCUGCGAGCUGGUGAGUCAGCCCACAAGAUUCUUGACUUUGUCAGCGUCAGUGGAGUCCCCAACUCGGUAUUGCGGUUCGAGAGCAAUCAGCUGGCUGCCAAUUCCCCAGUGGAGGACCGGCGAGGUGUAGCUUCCUGCCUGCAGACCAACGGGCUGAUGUUUGGCAUCUUUGAUGGACAUGGUGGCCAUGCGUGCGCUCAAGCAGUGAGUGAGAGACUGUUCUACUACGUGGCGGUGUCACUAAUGUCUCAGCAGACCUUGGAGAGGAUGGAGGGAGCCAUGGAAAGCAUGAAGCCUAUGCCGCCCAUCCUGCAGUGGCUCAAGCAUCCAGGGGACAGUAUCUACAAGGAUAUCACGUCAGUGCACCUUGAUCACCUCCGGGUCUACUGGCAGGAGCUGCUUGACCUGCACAUGGAAAUGGGACUGAACAUUAAGGAAGCAUUAAUGUACUCCUUCCAGAGGCUGGAUUCUGACAUCUCGCUGGAAAUCCAGGCUCCUCUGGAAGACGACAUGACAAGGAACCUUUCACUCCAGGUCGCUUUCUCUGGGGCAACAGCUUGUGUGGCCCAUGUUGAUGGUAUUCACUUGCAUGUGGCAAAUGCUGGUGACUGCCGGGCCAUCCUUGGUGUCCAGGAUGACAGUGGCAUGUGGUCUUGUCUGCCCCUCACUCAUGACCACAAUGCCCGGAACCAGGCUGAGCUGUCACGAUUAAAAAGGGAGCAUCCGGAAUCAGAGGACGGGACAAUCAUCAUGGAAGACAGGCUGCUGGGAGUCCUCAUGCCCUGCAGGGCAUUCGGGGACGUCCAGCUGAAGUGGAGUAAAGAGCUGCAGCGCAGUGUCCUGGAGAGGGGUUUUGACACCGAGGCCCUCAACAUUUACCAGUUCACCCCCACACAUUACUACACGCCCCCCUACCUGACUGCUGAGCCUGAGGUCACGUACCACAGGCUGAGGCCCCAGGAUAAGUUCCUUGUGCUGGCCUCAGACGGCCUGUGGGAUGUGCUAGAUAAUGAGGAUGUGGUGAGGCUGGUGGUGGAGCAUCUGACGGAAGCAGGUCGGCACAAGCCAGACCUGGCCCAGAGACCUGCCAACCUGGGACUCAUGCAGAGACUGCUGCUACAGAGAAAAGCCCAGGGGCUCCACGCUGCAGACCAGAAUGCAGCCACGCGUCUGAUCCGACACGCCAUAGGGAACAAUGAGUAUGGGGAGAUGGAGCCGGAGCGGCUGGCGGCCAUGCUGACAUUGCCAGAGGACUUGGCGAGGAUGUACAGGGAUGACAUCACUGUCACUGUGGUGUAUUUUAACUCAGACUCAAUUGAUGCGUAUUACAAGGGGGGGUAAGAGGCUCCCAUCUUAUUGUCCCGGUGAACUCCAGUGCUCUUCUAAGACAUUUUCACUUACUCGGAAACUAGCUCUUCAAAUCUUACUGUUGAAAGGGCAGGCAGAUAUAGCUUGCUUAAUAAUAGACUAAUGUGAGAAAAAGAAAACAGCCUAAGUUUAAAAACAGUAGCCGUGAUUUCGUGUCCCUGUGUGUUUUGGUCACCUCUACUACGCAGAGAGGGCAGAGCUUAAGAGACCACAGAAUUGGCUUGGGCUCUAGUAGCCCAAGUCCUUUUAUAAAGACACUUAGUAAACUGUCAGCCUGAGCCUCCAAAGGGUCAAUUUAAUCAUGAUUCUAAGCGUGCGAAGAACUUCAGGGUUUCCUGAAGUCUUGCUGCAAAAUCUACAAACUUGAUAAUUCUUGAUUCAUGAUCAUCGACUUUUAGACUAUGAAGCAAGGUUUUGUUUGUUUUUUAUUUUUAAAUUACUAAGACCUAGGUUUAUAAAGGAUGUUACAGAACACUUUUCAAUGCAAUAGUCUAACCUUUUUUUGUGAUUAUACUUGUGAAAACAUUUUGAAAUCCUACAUUCUAGUUCUAUUUUAGUUUAUUUUAAAACUGAGUCCUCAAACUUGCAAACAGGCCUGCUGUCAACAUGCUUAGAAUGAUUUGUCUUGGUUUUCAGCUGAGGGUGGGAAGGGCUCGGCCUCUAGACCAGCGGAAUUUGUGCAGCUUUUGGUCCCUUUCACUGGGUCCUAUCCCCUGACCUUUCAAGACUGUACUAGGAGGUAACUUCAGUCUAAGCCUUGACUCUUGGCCUUUCCUGCAUUAAUAACAUUUCCUCCAGUGCUUAGCCUUUGGAAGUUUAGUCAUAGCACUUAGCCUUUCUGUUUAAAUCUCUCAAACAUUCUUCUGUUAAUUUCUACCUUUGUUGUGCUAAACUCCGUCAUCUCGCUGCUGCUGACUAACUGGAAAGAAUGCUUCCUCUUUAAAUGGUUGCAGGGAGGGAGAAAAUGUGAUCUCCUUGUGAUUAGGCAGAACUGGCUUAUGCAGUGGAUUAUGGAUUUAGAUUCAGCCUGAAUCUGGAGAGAUGAAACAUGAAGGAGUUGAAAACAGUCACUAACCAAGGCUCCUAUGUGGAUCCUGAGAGGUGGUGGGGAGGAGGGAGAAGUGAGAUUUGUUGGAUGAGACACUUGCACCUAGAAUGUGAGAUAAAUCGUCAUUGCUACUUCUCAGGAACUAGACCAUAUUUAGUAUAGGAAUGGGGCAAAAAUAAACGUGACCCAUAAUGGCUUCCGUGGGCUGCACAGUCUUUGUGUUUAUUGGAAAAUUAAACCAUGUCGAUCCUUUUUUGGGAUAUGAGUUUCAUGUUCUCGUGAAUUACUGUGGCAUUUAAACAACAGGAAAUGUGUCCCUGAAUGGAAACACAAAUAUAAAACCACAAAACUGACAUUUUUAUCUUCCUGCUUUACAUUAAUUGAUCCUUCUCCUCAUCUCACCCCCUUACGCCAUCCACUGAAAGAAAAGCAAAUAACUAGGUUUGACUUCAUUUUUGUCCAUGUCCCAGUGACAUUCAUUCAAGCAUUGGGAUACUUCUAGCUUGCGGAUGUUUCCCUGUAUAUUUUCCAGUGCAACUGUUUAGUGCUAUGGCUUCAUCUAAGGAAUUCUCUUGAGAGCUUAGCCUUGGUCCUUUUAUUCUGAAACUAUUGGUAUUCCUUCUAAUCUCCUAGAUCUUAACUCAGAAAUUAAACGUGACUCUCUACCAUUCUGCUCAUAUGAAGGUUUGUUGCUAGAGCUGAAGACUGCUUGUCUGACAACCUUUUUUCCUGAUGCCGGCUAAACCCUGGCACACCCUUGGACCGUUUACCUGGAUUACAGAGUGUGAAUCCGUUUUGGAGCCACCCUGGUCAUAAAUGUAUCUGAUUCAAUAACUUGUGGGACAGCUGAGAGAAUACAGACUUCCCAACUGUUCCUCGGAACGUAUCUGUGUUUUCUCUCUGCUUCAUGGAUUUCCUCCUUUCUAACUGAUAUAUUGAGAGAGAAGAAUGGCCUUUAUUGACUGCCUUUCCCACUGAGAACUUUGUCAGCUCUUUCCAUGAAUGCUCCAAGGGGUGCCUCCUGGUUAAACCCCAGUGUGUAUCUCCCUGACCAUAGUUCUGCUGUGUUGGCCUUCCUGAGGCAUUGCUUGUGGACACUGGCAUUUAAGAGGGGGUUGGUGGUACUUCUCAGUUUCUUCCAAAGCAUUUAUCCUUCUUUUUAUGUAAAGAUUUCAAUUUUGAGACUUCUAAAAUGAACUAAUAAAUGAGACUGAACGUUUAAUAUUUUGGUGGUAACUUUACUCAAAAGUAUGCUUUGGUGUUUUAAAUGGCAUAUUAUUUUAGGUAAGAAAUUUUGGUAAUAUCAACCUAAUUUGCAUAUUUUACAUACAAGUAAAAUAUGGCUCUGCUGAUUCUGGGGAUUGGUCAAAAUGGAUAGGGAAGAUGGUACUGGUUCUAAAUUCAAAUUAGUAUGCUAGGUCAAGUUAUUUAGAUACUCAGUGUUCUGAGAUGUUAAUUGUAACAUUGAAGCUAAUUUAUUAUAAUGAAAAUGUAAACUUUGAGGUAUGUUAAUACGUAAACACUUCUCCCAGAAAUAUGAUCCUCCUAAAAGAUAUGUAGUAUUGGGCACACUGGGUAAAGCUCAGGGUAGACACAAUUGAAGUGGCACCUUUUAUAUGUAAAUGAAAUAUAAACAGCCCAAACUUGACUUAAAGAAGAGAAUAAUUGUAUGGAACAAGAAAAUGUGUUCAGAAGGAGUCUGGCUUGACUCUUUUGUCCAUCAGCCCCCGCGGACCUAUGUUCAUUUGACCGUUUUGGGGAAGCCUUAACCUCCCAGAUUAAACCAGAAUGUCCUGGAACUGAGCUAUCCUAGUUUCAUCUUCAAGUGGUUCAUUUGUCUUUGAAUGUGACUCUUUUCUGUAACAGAAAAAGCCCCAGUGUGGCUUUGGAGCUGCGGUAUAAAGGCUGGUGGUACCAUGUCAUGCGAGUUGCCAUGUGCGUCACCCAGUGGAAAACACGUUUGGACUGCUGUGCUGCCAUCACCUGAAUAGGCAGAGGCUCUGUCCCUUAGGCCUCAGGCACCUAACGUUUAACCUGCCUCCUGGAAAAUAUUUCUUAUCAAGUAUUUACUUUAUUAAAAAUUUACUUUAUUAAAAAUCAUUAACCAUGUUCUUUAAUAUUUACUGACAUUUGUGUUUUAAGCUGUAUACCAAUGUUCACACUUGACAUUGAUUUUCUAACCAUUAGAGAUAUUUAAAUAAAACUUGUAAAUAAAAGGAGCAAAAUGA